GGUAUGGCGUUUACUUUGGAGGAACGCCAAAAGUUGGGCAUUCACGGGUUGCUCCCGGCCCGAUUCAAAACCCAGGAGGAUCAGGUCCAACUUUGUCUGUCCAAUGUCAACCGAUAUGAUGAGGAUCUCAACAAAUACGUCUACCUCGCUUCACUGCAGGACCGAAACGAACGGCUUUUCUACCGUGUUUUGUCUGAAAAUGUCUCGGACUUGAUGCCGAUUGUUUACACUCCUACUGUUGGGUUGGUGUGUCAGAAAUUUGGCCUCAUUUACCGUCGACCUCGGGGAUUGUUUAUUACAAUCCAUGACCGCGGUCACGUUUAUGACAUUCUCCGGAACUGUUUUGUGGAUGUUCGUGAAUUUAUUCUUGAAGUGUUCCUUUUUCUCUCCAAUCAGGAUUUCUUGAAGGACCCUUUCUACAUCGGACUACGUCAGAAGCGUGAGACUGGCGAGGCGUACGAUGCGUUGAUUGAUGAAUUCAUGGAGGCUGUCUUCGAGGACUUCGGGAAUGCCAAUGCCUUCAGGUUUUUGGACAAGUACAGGGACCGUUACUGCACUUUCAAUGACGACAUCCAAGGUACUGCUUCUGUGGCUGUUGCCGGUAUUCUCGGUUCGCUUCGCGUCACAAAAAAGAAGCUUUCCGACAACACGUUUCUAUUCCAAGGGGCUGGGGAGGCCUCCCUUGGAAUAGCCAAUUUGUUGGUACUGGCGAUGGUCGAAGAAGGCCUGGACAUUGAAAAGGCGAGGAGCAAGAUCUGGUUGGUUGAUAGACGUGGUCUGAUCUGCAAAGGCCGUCCUGAAGGCAACUUGACGGGACACAAGGUUCAUUAUGCUCACGACCACGAACCUAUGUACGAUUUGGAGAAAAUUGUCGAGAAGAUGAAGCCGACUAUUCUUGUUGGUGCUGCUGGGGUGCCGAAAGUUUUCACCGAGAAGAUUCUGAGGAAAAUGGGUGAAAUGAAUGAUAUCCCAGUGAUUUUUGCGCUUUCGAACCCUACGUCGAAGGCGGAAUGUACUGCGGAAGAAGCCUAUGUUAACACUGACGGACGUUGCGUUUUUGCGAGUGGAAGCCCGUUCCCGAAUUACAAUUACAAGGGCAAAGAAUUCCAUCCGGGACAAGGAAACAAUGCGUAUAUCUUCCCCGGUGUUGCUUUAGGAGUUAUUUCCGUUGGAAUUCAUCAAAUCACUGAAGGAAUUUUCCUUCGUGCUGCGCAGAAAUUGGCAAGCAUUGUGAGCGAUGACGACUUGAGUUACCGUCGAGUUUACCCACCUCUGAACGCCAUCCGGGAAUGUUCCGUCAAGAUUGCUGUAGAUAUCGGUGAAUACGCCUACAGACAUGGCCUCGCGUCGAUGAUACCCCGGCCGGAAAACCUGGAAAAAUUCAUCCGCGCGCAGCUGUUCGAAAUGAAUUACGUCCAAUCGUUCCCCGAUACCUACAAUUGGCCUGAGUCCGUUAAGUGCUCUCGGUUCGUAACGAUGGACGAUAUGAUUGUUGGGGAAGUAGACUUUGAGGAAAUCCUGAACAAAAGCGUGCGAAGCAUAAUGGAGUCGUGUGAAAGGUCACGAGCACAGAUGAUAUCUAUAGCGGAAUCGGGCAUCCGACAUCAAGAUGAACUGCGUGAUGUUUAUUCCAACUACGUUUCAAGUGCUGAAGAACUCAUUGGACGUACCGGGCAAGGAUCACUGGAAGUGCUGCAAGAGACAAUCAAUGGCAUAGAGAACGACCUCGCGGUUGCAAUUGCUGGGGCUGCUAAAAGUUACCGCCGCGCCGCGGAGUUGGAAAUGUAUUCUUCAUCAGUGAAUAGUGAAGUGCAGAGUGCAUUGGUAAAUAAGGAGUGGCUUGACCCUGAAGUUCAAGCCAUAAAAAGUUCUGGCGUAAAAAGAACUAUGAAACAUGCGAGUGACGGCAGUAAAGACGUGAAACAUGCUCAGGAAAAAUUGAGGUGUAUUCUUGCGGAAAUCAAUGACAUAGAAGAGCUCCUUAGUUUUCGGAUAACGCCUGAAGAGGAUAAUGCGCUCAAAAUCAGCUUUUGGAACUUGUUGGAGACAUCUGCAAGCAGACGUUGCUUUUGCGUAAUUCGAGUUUCGAAGCCAGUCAUCGAACUACUGUCAUCUGAACCCCGUGACGUGCCCGGCUUGGAGCAGCUCUGCAGAAACGCGAACGGAGUGGUGGAUUUCAAGUUCUUGGUGAACUUGAGGAAUGUCAUGAUCAAGUGUCUGACUAAUUCCGUCUGAUUUUGUAUUUACUAAUUUUGAUACGAAUACAUUGUAAUGAACUUUUA
Notodromas monacha is the source of this 2282-nucleotide messenger RNA. NCBI's taxonomy places the organism in Eukaryota, Metazoa, Arthropoda, Ostracoda, Podocopida, Cyprididae. The record is from the annotation of a GenBank genome assembly.